Molecule: messenger RNA, 1431 nt
Organism: Psilocybe cubensis
Lineage: Eukaryota; Fungi; Basidiomycota; Agaricomycetes; Agaricales; Agrocybaceae
Exons: 9
Coding region: 1-1431 (476 amino acids)
Biological process (GO): [2Fe-2S] cluster assembly
Cellular component (GO): nucleus; cytosol; mitochondrion
Molecular function (GO): pyridoxal phosphate binding; cysteine desulfurase activity
Source: RefSeq, a predicted model, not a curated record
AUGCUCUCUAAACUGUCUCGGACAAUCCCCAAGAGGUCGCUUGCGUCGAAGGUGUCGACUAUCAGUAGUUGUCGCACAUUUGUUCAACCUUCUGGCGCCGACAGAGCAAGUGUAGUGGAUGUACCAUCUACAUAUCAGGACGACAACCACUUUGCACCUAGACAAGAUAUGCUCGGCUUUAAGCUCGAUGCGCCGCUUCGUGAGGGUUCAGUGGAAGCCAAAACUCGACCAAUUUAUCUGGACAUGCAGGCCACUACUCCUGUGGACCCGAGGGUGCUGGAUGCAAUGCUGCCUUACUUGACUGAUCAGUAUGGCAAUCCGCACAGUCGGACUCACACAUAUGGUUGGGAGGCAGAACAAGGUGUUGAGGAUGCCCGAAAGCACGUCGCCGACUUGAUUGGUGCGGACGCGAAGGAUAUAGUGUUUACCUCGGGAGCCACCGAAUCCAAUAACAUGUCUAUCAAAGGCAUUGCCCGAUUUCAUAAGGACAAAAAGCGUCACAUAAUUACAACUCAGACAGAACAUAAAUGUGUUCUUGAUUCAUGCAGAAAGCUCGGUGAAGAGGGCUUUGAAAUCACGUAUCUUCCUGUUCAAAAAAAUGGUCUUAUCUCCUUGCAGGAACUUGAAGCUGCUAUCAAACCUACAACAUCACUCGUAUCGAUCAUGGCUGUCAACAACGAAACUGGUGUAAUCCAACCUUUGAAAGAAAUUGGCGCUAUUAUUCGAAAACACAGAGGUGUCUACUUCCACACAGAUGCCGCCCAAGCCAUUGGGAAAAUUCCUUUGGAUGUCAAUGAAAUGAACAUUGAUUUGAUGAGCAUCUCUGGCCACAAGCUGUAUGGCCCCAAAGGCGUUGGUGCUUGUUACGUCAGGCGAAGACCUCGGGUUAGACUGGAGCCAAUUCUCAGUGGGGGAGGUCAAGAGCGUGGAUUGCGUAGUGGUACUGUCCCCACUGCACUUGUCGUUGGCCUAGGUGAAGCUGCCCGACUUGCACAAAAGGAGAUGGCUAGGGAUCACGAUCAUGUCAAGAGGCUAUCAAACAGGCUCAUAAGUAGAAUCGAUGCUGAGGUGGAGCAUGUUGUGCGAAACGGAGACCCCAAUGGUUAUCCAGGAUGCGUCAACCUCAGUUUUUCCUACGUCGAAGGCGAAAGUUUGUUGAUGGCCUUGAAGGACAUUGCUCUCUCAUCCGGGAGUGCUUGUACUUCUGCCUCGCUAGAGCCGUCCUAUGUUCUGCGUGCCCUUGGCGCUGCAGAAGAUAUGGCUCACUCAUCACUUCGCUUCGGUAUUGGACGUUUUACGACUGAGGCGGAAGUUGACUUCGUGGUGGCACACAUUAUUAAGACUGUGCACAAACUGCGUGAAAUGAGUCCUCUUUGGGAGAUGGUGCAGGAGGGAAUUGAUAUUAAUUCGAUUGAUUGGUCGCAGCAUUAG